UGAAGACUUUGUCGUCAGUACCGCAACGGAAGCUACAUGUAUGAUCAUGACAGACCUUACAGCCGAACCUCAGCAUGACACGAACCCGUGGUCACGCUGCUGUAUGUGGAUCGUGCGUUGCUGUGGGAGGGCAGCAGCAUCCAGAGGACAGGAAUAUCUCUCGAAGGAGAGUGGCCAAGGAGUUUUAGGUGUUCGCAAAUACUUCUUCUUCAUAAAGGAGAAUGUAAGCUCCAACUGGAAAGAUCUGUCCUUUCAUCUUGGGUUUAACACAGCAGACGAAGAUAACAUUUCCGGCAGAAACCGGGACGAUAAGGAUCGCUGCAUGGACAUGCUGAAGGAAUGGAAGAAGAAGAAGGGAGACGCCGCUACCAUAGAGGUCCUGACGGAGGCUCUGUCAGAGGCAGGGCUGCAGAGCGUCGUGGAUGGUUUGAAGAACAAAUUCACCGAUAUCGUAACGUAGAAACCAUGAGCUGCGGUGACACGUGAAGGUACAGUGAGUGAAACCUACAAGAUCUGACAACAGCAC
Branchiostoma belcheri (Belcher's lancelet) is the source of this 526-nucleotide messenger RNA. RefSeq lists its product as uncharacterized. Gene Ontology annotation, biological process: TRAIL-activated apoptotic signaling pathway; positive regulation of extrinsic apoptotic signaling pathway. Bases 41 to 460 code for a protein of 139 amino acids. The transcript has 4 exons. Gene Ontology annotation, molecular function: caspase binding; death receptor binding. Gene Ontology annotation, cellular component: CD95 death-inducing signaling complex; cytoplasm. The record is from RefSeq and is a predicted model, not a curated record. Lineage: Eukaryota; Metazoa; Chordata; Leptocardii; Amphioxiformes; Branchiostomatidae.